GUCUAGUGCUUUUAUUUUGAGACAGGAUAUUCUUAUCUGCAGGGUUCAAACAAAAAACCCUACAUACCCAAGAUGUGGAAAAAAAAUGCAAUAAAGGAAAAAAAAACCCUCCUAAUGUUUUAAGUAAGUUUACGAUUUAUUCCUGCUUAUAGCUGGGUCAGAUGCAGGCAGUUGGUUGGACAACACAUCUAGCUAGCUUUUGCCACCACACCCUAGCUGGAGGAAAGAGGUGUGUUAUAAACCUAGACGAUCUGGGUGAAGUUCAGUAGUUGGUAUUCAACAGAUGGUUGCUACAGGAAAGAGCAAAUGAUUAAGCAAAUUGGGUUAUAACAAGACGCCAGAAGACUAAGGACACAGAAAAACGCUCUAGUAUACUAGACAUUAGUGUGAAAAUGGCAUAAUGUAAACACCAAGAUUCCAGGACUCUGAUCAAAACUCCAUAGAUGUGGCUUUAAGCCUCUACUGGUUCUUUUAGAUAGAUUCCUGUUGCCUUUGGUCCUCUUGUCAUUUCAGUCUACACCUACAGAUUUACCGUAUUGACCACAUACUCAUUUUCUAUCUAGGACUCUAUGUGGAGCUCCUCAUCCACUAGCCCACGUUUUGUACAGGCUACGAGUUAAAAUACCGUUCUGAAAAUAGCCAUUUGGCCUGCAAUAAACAAUUCCCCAUCACAGCAUCCCUAGAAUUUACUUACUGAACAGUGAUAGAGAAUAACAAUAAAUAAGAGAGUGCAACUGUGCACAAAGUAGCUUCAGAACCUUAAAUAUACUCCUAGAGGCCCUAGCUUUUUAAAUUUAUCUCUACUGCAUAGAUUAAUAAGGAGAAAUGUUCCUAGUGAAUAGAGACUUAAAAGUACCCAAACACUACCUGUGCUGCUAAAUUGCUGGGAUUGCAGGUAAAUUGUAAAUCUUUAACAGUUGUGUGUGUGUUGUUGUUUUGUUUUCUGCUCUGAAGAUCUCUUUGCUCCUGUCUCCCUAGUUCUAGGUGGUAAAUGGCAGUGGGCCCUCAGAGUAGGCCCUCAAACGAAGUUUUGUGUGCGUGUAUACAUUUGUGUAACCUGGCUCAGCACAACAGGAAAUUGUUCCGCAACAUCUGGAAAAGAGAAGCAAACCAAAAUGCCCAGGCCGGCUCAACCCACACUCCACCCAAACGAGGAGUCUGCGAGGGCGGGGAGAUCCCGCUAAACUGAGUGGCCAGUGCUCCGCCCACGGAAACAAAUCCUUCUCAGGCGGCCAAUCCGCAACCCUAUGUAAAUGAAAAGGGGCGUGGUUAGAGGGACGCCCGCUGUGGACGGAGCCACUGCGGAAGCAGGGACCUAACCGAGGGUAGUAUUGAUUGGCUGGCACGUAGGUGGGCGGGGCCUGCAGAUAGAUCCGCCUCGCCGAAGGGUGGCGCCUGAGUAAGGAAGGACGCUGAGCGCCGCACCGCAGGGGCGGAGCCGGAAGCGGGGCGUUGAGGUCUCCACCUCCGCGUCCGUGAGCCGGCCGUUCCCCCGCUUCUGCUCCUAGUCCGCCCCCGAAGUCACAGCCUGGUUCCCGGAGGCCGGGGCCCUUAGCUUGGGCGGGGUGGCGCGGGCCGAAAGGACGCCAUCCGGGCCUCGGCCAUGGAGGCUCCCGCACCGUCCCUCACGGAGGAGGACUUGACUGAAGUGAAGAAGGACGCUUUAGAAAAUUUACGUGUUUACCUGUGUGAGAAAAUCAUAGCUGAGAGACAUUUUGAUCAUCUACGUGCAAAAAAAAUACUAAGUAGAGAAGACACGGAAGAAAUUUCUUGCCGAACUUCAAGUAGAAAACGGGCUGGGAAGUUGUUAGACUACUUACAGGAGAACCCCAGGGGCCUGGACACCCUUGUGGAAUCCAUCCGCAGGGAGAAAACACAGAACUUCCUGAUUCAGAAGAUAACGGAUGAGGUGCUCAAGCUUCGGAACAUAAAACUGGAGCACCUCAAAGGCCUGAAGUGCAGCAGCUGUGAGCCCUUUGCAGCUGGAGCCACCAACAACCUCUCUAGGUGCAAUUCGGAUGAGAGCAAUCUCUCUGAGAAACAGAGAGCCUCCACUGUUGUGCACCACCCAGAGGGAGAGUCCAGCACUGCCCCCUUCUUCUCUACCGAGUCGUCCCUGAACUUGCCAGUCCUGGAAGUUGGCAGAACUGAAAACAGCAGCUUCUCUUCANCCACUCUACCUCGACCUGGGGACCCUGGGGCACCCCCUUUGCCCCCAGACCUGCGGUUGGAAGAGGGGGGAAGCUGUGGGAACUCAAGUGAGAUGUUUCUCCCCUUGCNGUCACGGGCCCUCUCACGCCAGUGAUACAUCACCACCUAGAUGUUCUACUAGUGAUGCAAAACGGUGUGAAGGAUAUCAUCUUUUUAUACAAACCAUGGUGACAGGUCACUCCCAUUCGAUGCGUGCCUUUUAAAUCACAGUGUACACAUUCUCUGUAAAUAGGAUUUGUUAAAGAAGCACUCUAGGGGCGGCAUGGUAGAAAUCAUGGUGGUCUAGGGGCGGUGUGGAAAUCAGGGUGGUUGUGACUUUUCCAUAAUGUCCUAUCUUUUUUAUUAUCUUUAGGUGUUUGUGAAUUUUGAACUUUUUAUAAGACUAAUUUUAUCGGAAUAUCUCUCAAUUUGAGAAAACAACUUGUGGAUUGGAAAUAAUGUUUUUUAGCACAUUUAUGCUACAAAUUUUCAAUCUGAUUGUUCUUCCCAAUGAUCUGGCAGUACAUUUUAGNUGUAAGCUGUUCUGUUUCAGGAAAGCUGGACACUGGGGAAGAAGCGGUCGGGUUCUGAGGAGACACCUGAUGGCACUGAGCCUUAUGACCUCAGUGGGCCAGAAUGUGUUUUAUACUCACCCUGCCGGUGUGAGUGUCUUCCCUUUUAUAGACCUUGUGUCCUCAGUCUUAUCCUACAGGAUGUUGUCCUGGCGAGGCAUUGCUUGUAAUUAAUUGUUGAUACUUGUGAUUGACUAAAUCCUUGCUCUGAGCCAUGGGUUCUGGCUCGGUGAGUGCUGCCAUGUGGAGCAUGGGUGAGCACCUAGAAGAACUGACAGAGGAUGUGUGCGGUGGGCAGUGUGGUUUUAGGGUUUGCAUCAGGCAGCCGCCAGCUCCAGCCAUGUUUUUACUGCGUUAUAAAGUUUGACUAACUUUACACAUUUUAAAAAAUGCGGAUUGUCUUCGUUUAAAUUAUAAUUUUACCUAUUUUCUGACAUCUAA
Messenger RNA from Mus pahari (shrew mouse), 3203 nucleotides. It is a transcript of the gene Bcl10, whose product is annotated as BCL10 immune signaling adaptor. The transcript has 3 exons. The record is from RefSeq and is a predicted model, not a curated record. NCBI's taxonomy places the organism in Eukaryota, Metazoa, Chordata, Mammalia, Rodentia, Muridae. Bases 1604 to 2305 code for a protein of 233 amino acids. Gene Ontology annotation, molecular function: protein kinase B binding; transcription coactivator activity; NF-kappaB binding. Gene Ontology annotation, biological process: canonical NF-kappaB signal transduction; adaptive immune response; positive regulation of extrinsic apoptotic signaling pathway. Gene Ontology annotation, cellular component: cytosol; CBM complex.